Messenger RNA from Cynoglossus semilaevis (tongue sole), 553 nucleotides. Its product is annotated as titin-like. Gene Ontology annotation, cellular component: M band. The transcript is spliced from 2 exons. Gene Ontology annotation, biological process: sarcomere organization. The record is from RefSeq and is a predicted model, not a curated record. The coding region runs from base 34 to 552 and encodes 172 amino acids. Gene Ontology annotation, molecular function: protein binding. Lineage: Eukaryota; Metazoa; Chordata; Actinopteri; Pleuronectiformes; Cynoglossidae.
CGUGAGGCUGGCAGGAGAACGUACGUCAACAUCAUGUCUGGAGAGAACAAGGUGAGCUGGAACGUCAAGGACCUCAUCCAAAAUGGAGAGUACUACUUUAGAAUCCAGGCUAUUAACAAAAUUGGAGGAGGAGAGUUCAUUGAGCUCCGCAAUCCAGUUAUUGCUCAGGACCAGAAACAUGUUCCUGAUCCACCAGUGGAUCUCGAAACCCACAAUCCUACAUGUGAGACCAUCACUCUGACUUGGAAGCCUCCAAUGUAUGACGGAGGCUCCAAAAUAAUGGGCUACGUUCUAGAGAGGCAGAAAAAGGGAGAAGACAAGUGGGAGCGCUGCAAUGAUUUCCUGGUACCUGUCCUAUCCUACACUGUCAGAGGUCUGACUGAGGGCAAGAGCUACUCUUUCAGAGCCAGAGCAGAGAAUGCCGCCGGGAUUAGCGAGCCGUCACGUGCUUCAUUGUUUGUCAAGGCCAUGGAUGCAGUGGGUAAGGAAGGAUUAAAAAAACGGCUGGUCUGUAGCAAAUCUUAUCAACCAAUUCAAGCUGUAGAUCUUUAGA